Molecule: messenger RNA, 3245 nt
Organism: Harpegnathos saltator (Jerdon's jumping ant)
Lineage: Eukaryota; Metazoa; Arthropoda; Insecta; Hymenoptera; Formicidae
Gene: BtbVII
Product: BTB-protein-VII
Exons: 5
Coding region: 13-1761 (582 amino acids)
Biological process (GO): regulation of transcription by RNA polymerase II
Cellular component (GO): nucleus
Molecular function (GO): DNA binding; protein binding
Source: RefSeq, a predicted model, not a curated record
GUGAUUCGCGCGAUGUCCGCUUGCGGUAGCACCUCUGACGCUGAGAAGUUAGCGCGUCUCGAUAUCGCCGGGGAAUAUCGAGAGUCGGUAUAUCGCUGGUGCGGCUCUCGAGAUUUAUCGACGCGCUCGCGAAUCGACGUUACCGUUCCUCUUUCCCACGCGAAUGGCGGAACGCUCAGUAUCGAUGAAAUGAAGUUGAAGUUUACAAGAGAAGUUGUCCGGCUUGUCACAAUGUCUAUGCAACAGUUCUGUUUGCGGUGGAACAAUCAUCAACCAAAUUUUAUCUCAGUUUUCUCUAAUUUGCUGAAUAAUGAGACUCUGGUGGAUGUUACUCUUGCUGCUGAGGGCAGGCACCUUCAGGCCCAUAAAGUUGUGCUAUCAGCAUGCAGCACAUAUUUUCAGUCACUGUUUACAGUAAAUCCUUGUCAACAUCCUAUUGUUAUACUUAAGGAUAUCAAGUUUUCGGACCUCAAAAUUAUGGUAGACUUCAUGUAUUAUGGAGAAGUAAACAUAUCUCAAGAUCAAUUGCCAUCUAUUAUAAAAACGGCAGAAAGCUUAAAGAUAAAAGGACUCGCAGAAAUGCAUACAGCGUCAUUAACAAAAUGGCCAAGUGGUAGCAGUGAAACAGGUGGUGGAGAUCGUGGUGAAUCUUGUUCACCUAGCCCAUCUCCGUUAUCUCCUUCAUUCCGUAGAAAAAGGUUAAGAAAGUCUUCUACUGGUUCAACAUCUGGUUCUGGUGAUAAGCCUGAAGACAUUAAUGAAAUAACAUUAGUGGCCACUAAUAUCGUCAAACCCGAACCUUUAAUUGUAUCGCAAGAAAGUGGAGAAAAUCUAAGGCGACCAGUGAACACUAGUACAGAAUCUCAAGGCAGUAUUGAUGAAGAUCAAAUAUCAAUUAUGAGUAAUAUGGAAAACAGUUCCACCAAUACACCAGCCCAAAGUGAUGGUUCUAUUCAAGAUGUGAGUCAACAGUCGGGAGGAAAUAUCGGACAAAGUCCUGUUUCUUCACAACCACCCGUUCACCAAGGAUUACAAUGGACUAUAAUGGAGCACACAUAUCCACGUUUCGCUCUGUCCUCGUGUCAAACGAAUCUGUCGAUCCAAGCGUCAUCGGCGUUUACGACGCCCGAAAUAACGGCAUCAUCGACCAUCAGCGAACAGUACUCUGGUACCAGCACGACUGGUUCCAGUUGCGCCUUGACGAACUAUUCGAACUCCUCCACCCACGGGACGUUGCAGCAUACGUCAUCGGGCGGGCCUUCGCCAUCGACGCAGUGCCCGAGCAACUGCCAGAGCCCUUGCGCCAGCCCGCAGACUGCAAUUAAGAGGAAACGCUCGACUAAUCCACAAGCGGACGAGAACUUUAUACGUGCUCUCGAUGCCGUGCGUUAUGGCGGCAUAGGCUUUUGUAAGGCCGCACGGAUGUACGGCGUAAACAAUCGGACACUCUGGCUCGAGUACAAAAAGCGCGGCUACCCGAACAAUCGACCAAGUCUCAAGUCCCGCGUUAAGCAGGAGGUUAACUCCUCGCCACCGCCGGCGCCUCCGGCGCAACCCAUAAACUCGCAGAGCCCGACGCCCAUGGGUCCACCCACGACCCCGCACAGCACACACAACACACACAGCACGCACACUAUGCUGACCAGUCACAGUCCCCAUACGAUGCUGAGCGGCUACAUCGAUAGUAGACACACGGACUAUGCUUUACCGAGCACCACGAUGCCGAUCAAUCUGCACGGCGUUAAUUAUAACGCUAUGUGAACUGAAUCCUACCCGGAAAGUCACUUGUAUAGACGAGCUUGAAAAGUAUUACUUCCCUUCUUCCUCUCUUCAACUUCCUGCCCUUCUACUAUCCUCUCUAUGGUGCGAAGGAUUAUUUAGUAAUGAAGAAUCGCAGGCGAAUGUUACGAUGUCGUUGUCGAGAUUGCAAAAUGUCGGAUUAUGUUCUUGGAACAUUCUUCUUGUGUUCGGCUACACUCGUAGACCCGGUAUGUUUCGAUCUCGAUGAUAAAGUUGAUGUAUGUUUUGUAUGUAUAUUGUACAGGAUCUAUCGGACGUCCCGCACUUUUUUCCCCGACUAUGAAAGAUUUUACGAUUUUGUAUGUAUGUGUGUGUGCGUGUACGUGCGUGCGUAAGUUCAAUCUUGUUUCUCAUCGCGAAAUCUUGUCAAAGAUUAUAACUAGUCUCGCCAUCGUUUUAACGUGUAAUAUUAUAAAUCGAUUUGACGACAAGCUUUCAAAUUUUUUGAAACAAUUUAGUGACUAGAACACUGGACCAAAUUUCUCUUCGGAAAGAAUUAGUUGCAAACUCUUCAAGUAUUUAUUUAUUUAUUAUUAUUAUGUUAAGUAAACGGGAAAAUGUUUAUCCGAGAGAAUAUAUAUAAAGUAUCAUAUUUGUAAUAUAGAAAAAAUUGCGCGACCUUUGAUACAGCCUGUACGUCACAUGUUAUUUUAUCUAAACUAAAUUUUAUUUCUUUUUUUCUUUUUUAUACGUGUUCCUUAAUCAAAUAUUUUCGUCCUCGCAUUUUCUUUUCUACUCGCAAUUGAGUGACUUGAACUAAAUGAUGUUUACAAUGUGAUAAAUAAGCGAACUUAUAUUUGGUGAUCAAAGAUUACAUACAUGCAUAACGAUGAUGGUACUGACAUGCUAAACAUUCGCUCAUUUCUGCUUGUCAGAAACUUUCGAGAUAUUCGUAAAAAUAUUGAUAGUUGUGUUUAGUCCUUUCUUUAUUAUUAUUUUUUUUUUGUUAUAUAUUGUCGCAGCUAUCUUGUUAGCGAAGAUUUCAGUAUAAUCUAGAAUUGGUGCAAUUGCAGUGCUCCCCAACGAUGAAAACUAGAACGUCGGGGGUACAGCACUGAUAAUAGUGAUACUAUACUGUUGCACUGAUUGUAGCCUAUCGUGUAAUUCGUAAUAACUUUUGUACAUAAUAGAUAAUGAGGGCGCAAAAUUAGCUAGAUAUCUGCGUCGUCUUGUAUUUGCACCCGCGUCGAUACAUUCUACGAGACUAAUAAUAUGCACACACAUACGUCCACACAUAUACACACAUACACAUGGAAUAAUCCAACAAUACAUGUAUUACAAGAAUUAAUUGUUGCUUUGUUGAUAAAUAUAUGAGAACCGUCAUAGACUUUUUUUUUUCUAGAAUAUGUUUUCCUCUAUGCACGGGAGUUUAUUUGACUUUUUUCGCUUUUUAUUACGUUAUAUAUAUGUAUACACAUGGGAAAUUAAGAUAUGUCUGUUAUGUA